This is a messenger RNA of Penicillium macrosclerotiorum, 699 nucleotides long. RefSeq names its product HAD family hydrolase. The record is from RefSeq and is a predicted model, not a curated record. Gene Ontology annotation, biological process: dephosphorylation; DNA repair. Lineage: Eukaryota; Fungi; Ascomycota; Eurotiomycetes; Eurotiales; Aspergillaceae. The transcript has a single exon. The coding region runs from base 1 to 699 and encodes 232 amino acids. Gene Ontology annotation, molecular function: phosphoglycolate phosphatase activity.
AUGAUCGCCCUCGCCAUCUUCGACUUCGAUGGCACUCUCUUUGACACCCAUGAGUCCAUCUCACACACCAUAAAACUGACCUUCGACGCCUUCCUGCCCACUCAUGUACCUCCUCAAGUGGAGAUCCACCGCCUGAUCGCCAGUGGUGCCGGCCUAGCAGACACUUUCCAGGCGCUUCACCCGUUUCCCUCGAAUUUUACUCCUCCCGUGGAGACUGAAUGGAUUGAAAAAUACCGCGCACUCUAUGCGACUCACGGUCAGCUUCUUAUCCAAGCCUUCUCAGGCGCCCGGGACCUUCUGGCGGAGCUCAAUGCUCAACACGUCCCUAUCGCAAUCGUGAGCAACAAGGGCGUGGCGGCGGUUAAGACAGCCCUCGAACGCAAUGGUCUAGAGAGUUAUGUGCCCGAAAAUCUGAUUAUCGGGGACAAAACUCCCGGGGCGAAGCGUAAGCCGGAUCCAGCCAGCUUUUUAGAUGUGCUGGUCCCAGUAUUGCGCGAGAAGCAUAAGCUCGAAGACGUUGAUCCGCAGACGGUGCUUGUGGUGGGCGACACAGUGGCAGAUCUACAGUUUGCGCGCAAUAUCAGGAGCAAGGUCUGCUGGUGUCGCUAUGGGUAUGGAGACCAAGCCGCAUGCCAGGCUGCGGAGCCGGAUUUCGUAGUUGAUUCUCUCGGAGAAGUUUUGGCGAUUGUAAAAAUGUAA